Messenger RNA from Thrips palmi, 3441 nucleotides. RefSeq lists its product as uncharacterized. Gene Ontology annotation, molecular function: DNA-binding transcription factor activity, RNA polymerase II-specific; RNA polymerase II cis-regulatory region sequence-specific DNA binding. Bases 170 to 3307 code for a protein of 1045 amino acids. The transcript has 11 exons. Gene Ontology annotation, biological process: regulation of transcription by RNA polymerase II. Lineage: Eukaryota; Metazoa; Arthropoda; Insecta; Thysanoptera; Thripidae. The record is from RefSeq and is a predicted model, not a curated record. Gene Ontology annotation, cellular component: nucleus.
UGCGGCGCGGCAGCGGCAUGGCGGGAAGGCGAGAGCGGGAAGGCAGAGGAACCUGUCCUGGUAUGAGAAAUUCAGGGCGUUUGUGAUGUAGUUGUUUACAGGUUUCUGCCUGCUCAAAUGGUGAAAUAGAAAUCCAUGCUGCCUGCCAGGUUACCACCAGCCUAACACCAUGGAUGUUUUGCCUCAGGACCCCAGUGAACAAACUGUUACGUUUUUUGACGUUUCAUUCACUUGCCCUAUUGCUGGUUGCCACAAGGAGUUUACCAAGACAAAAACCUAUCGAAGUCAUAGAGUUAAAGCUCAUGGACUUCCACGCUUUAACUGUAUUGUGUGUAAAGCACCAUUUGACACACAUCCAGAGCUAAUCAAACACAUGUACCUAGAAAAUCAUGUUGUUGCAUGUACAUUAUGUAACCUUAAAUUCAGAAGACCAGGAGAGGCUACUUCCCACUAUAAUCAAAAGCACAAACAGUUUACUUGUGGGGAUUGUUCUCUUAACAUUAGAGGAGAAAUAGAUCUUAAAGCUCAUCUUCAGUUCCACAAUCAGGAAAGAAGUCCCUUCAAUGCUGCUGCAUUUGUAGAGGUGGCAAUCAGUCCUUUCUCCUCCGAUCUCCCUAGUGAGAUACAACUAAUGCAAGAUGAUUCAAGAGAUCUGAGCGGUUCAGUUUAUUUCCCUAUUGAUUUAGAUGAUGAUUCAAAUGUGCCCCCGGACUCUACAACUCAAAUCCCUUCAACCAUUUCUAAAGCUCUGAUGCAGACAGCAGAUUCAUCAACAAUGGCUUGCUCAGACACUGAUACUGCUGACACAGAAUCAUGUUCAGACUCAGAGAUUGCUCCAAGUAAGACUUCGAGUCAAGAGAUUGAAGACUGUCGGGGAUCCUCAGAGUCUCCUCUAGAAACUGCCCAAACCAAGACUUCCAGCUUUGAUGCUGGAGACAGUACUGCGUCCUCAGUGCCCGCUGUAGAGACUAACGCAACUAAGACUUCAAGCUUUGAGGCAGGAAACAGUCAAGGCUCUUCUGAGUCUUCUGCAGAGGCUGUGGUCUUUGGCCCUGGAGCUUCCGAACUGUUCAAUGGGAAUAGUGUAGAUCAACUUACUGUAACUAGUGAUUCUCCUCAACUCUUAUCUUUGGCAAACAAGGAGGAUGAUGGCAUGGAGUGGAUUGGCCACAAUGUGGAUAUGUACCAAUCAAUGUCAGAGAAACACAAGAAAACAUACAGAUACAAUUGUAGCAAAUGCUCUUGUACCUUUAAGAAUAAGGACAUUCUAAGAAGACAUUUGAAUAUCCACGACUUUAUAUGCAAAGUCUGUUUCUUAAGAUUCAACUCUUUAGGAGAAUACAAAAAUCAUUUGAAGGAACAACAUUCAAAACUACGAACAUAUCCUUGUUCUAAUUGUGGCCACAGCUUGCAGGGACUAAAAAGUCUGAUGGUUCAUGAAAUGAUACACAGACUUAAUUUGGCAUUUAAGCGUGAGGCUGAGGAUGCACUGCAGUUAGAUUUGCUUCACAGAACACUGAAGUCUUAUGAGUGUAAGUUCUGUAAAGAACGGAUUGAAGGUUUUUCCAAAUUUGUGAGACACGCAGUUUGGCAUAAUUGGGAGUCCAUGUGGAGUACCUAUGUGGCAGGUCGAAUUUUUAAAGGAACAUUCACUGAGGAUGAGGCUAACAAAUUUGGGAGAGAAGUAGAAGAGAAACUAGGAAUGAAAUGGAGAGAUUGUUGUAAUAAAAAAGUUAAAAUAUUGGAAAGUUCUGCCAUAACUCAGGCAGUGAAGCAGACUAAUACAACUGAUAAAACAGAUUCUGAUAAUGUGGUAGAUGUAUCAAAUGAGUCAGAAAUUCCUGAGACAGCCAUGCAUACUGAUGAAACAGAAGCCAAAUCUGAUACAACUGUAGAAAUUAGUCUUUCGAUUGAUGACUGGAUGGACUACUGGAAUUCAUAUCUUGGCAUUGAUGAAUCUUCACCCUCUUGGGUAAAGCCUUUUGUAAAGAACCUCCAAAUGCAAUGGAAAUCAUUCAAAACUGACCAACUAGGUUGCCUUUAUAAACAGAUGGAUCAGAUUGGUAUGUUGUUACUUGCUCAAAAAAAUGGCACAUCUUCAGUUGGCCCAACUGUGUCAAUAGAAAGAUUACCCCCAUGCUUCAUUGAUUCAAAGCAGGAAAUGCAUAACUCUUCUGUUAAAAAUUUGAUAAGAAGAACACAUAGCAAAGUGACCACUCCUACUUCAAAUGCAGUUUGUAUGGAUACCCUUUCCACCCUUAAGUCACAAAAAACAACUUUCAGUCCCACUGAAGACUGUCCUGGCCCUGCUUCAGUCAAGAGGGCACGGAGCUUUGCACCCAAACAGUUAGGGAUUGUUAAAAAAGACCUACUUAAAAAGCGCACUGAUAGAGCCAUUAAUUCCUUCUUGAAAUGUUUGGUCUCUGAAAAGGCCCAGGUUUGGAAACCCCCAUCAGCUCGAGAAGGCUCAAAAGAUAAAAUGAUUGCUUGUGCAAGUUCCAAACGCCAUUCACAGCUAGAUACAUGUGAGAAGUUGGGUGAUCCAAAGACUCAAACCACUUGUGGUUCACCUAUUUCAGCAAAGGAAUGCAGAUCUGGAUUGAUGAGGCCAUUAGUCGUCCUCUCGAGAUUAGAUUGGAUAAAACCAGUGAUUGGAGUUCAAAAGAAGGUAGAACCAACUUACCAAGUUGGAAAGAUAUCAAAACCAGUGGUCCAAGUUGAAAAGAUGCCGGAAGCUGUGAUCCAACUUGAAAAGAUGCCGGAAGCUGUGAUCCAACUUGAAAAGAUGCCGGAAGCUGUGAUCCAAGUUGAUAAGAUGCCAGAAGUCGUGAUCCCAGUUGAAAAGAUGCCGGAAGCUGUGAUCCCAGUUGAAAAGAUGCCGGAAGCUGUGAUCCAAGUUGAAAAGAUGCCGGAACCAGUAAUCAGAGUUAAAAAGACAUCGGAAGCAGCAAUUCGAGUUGCUAAGAUGUCAGAACCAGUAAUCAGGGUAGAAAAGAUGACAGAACCAGUGCUCAGAGUUAAGAAGAUGGUAGAGCCAGUGAUCCCAGUUAAGAAGAUUACUAAUGCUGCUUUACCCUGCAACACAUCUGACUUCCUUCAAAUGGUGGCAUGGACCCAGAUAGAGAUUGGCUGCGAAAAGGUGCCCGAUUGGGCAAUGUCAUUAAUUGACAUUGUCUAUAAAAGCUCCCAACCAGAAGACAACAAAUUGCUCAAGAUGUAUCAAAUAAGGGAUCUCAUUAAAAUAGAGCACGGUGAAAAUGGAAGUAAAGUACAAAGGCCAGUGGUCAAGCUUAUGCGCUUGCGUUGAUUACAUUUGUCUGGAAAUUGUGACUUAUCAAAGUUACCAAGUCAAAUUUAGGUUUUAUGCAAGUGACCUUUUUUUUCUUUCAUAAGUACCAAUUUGUAUGUUUUGAAAAAUAAAAAAGUAUCAAGACAAAUGUU